Anopheles coustani is the source of this 3703-nucleotide messenger RNA. RefSeq names its product trafficking protein particle complex subunit 10 (gene SIDL). Gene Ontology annotation, cellular component: TRAPPII protein complex. Gene Ontology annotation, molecular function: protein binding. Lineage: Eukaryota; Metazoa; Arthropoda; Insecta; Diptera; Culicidae. The coding region runs from base 146 to 3586 and encodes 1146 amino acids. Gene Ontology annotation, biological process: early endosome to Golgi transport; intra-Golgi vesicle-mediated transport. The transcript is spliced from 3 exons. The record is from RefSeq and is a predicted model, not a curated record.
AAGUGAUCCUCCCAUCGUGCAGGGUGUUAAAAUGUGUUUAAUUGUUCACUAGAAAAUUCGCCACCACUAGUGGCGUCGAAUUUUACGUUGUAUCUCGGUACUGUGGAUGUUUUUCAACGCCUCACGGCAUUAGGAGCGGCCGAAAAUGAACUGCAAACCUAUACUGACGUAUUCAGGCGAUGUGCGUAUUUUCAAAACACUGGAACCGCACAUUGUCGCGGCCCUUCCAUCCGACACGGCCGAAUGGAAGCGGUCGUACGGGCGCCCGGUGAAGAAUGUGCGUGUGGAAGCCACCUUUAAACCGUUCGAUCAGACCGCGCUGGAAAAGUUCAAGGAUGGGCGGUGGAACAUUGUGGAUCAUCCCGUGCUGCAUAUCUACGUGACGGAGUGUAGCGACGUCGAGGCGUACCGGGGCUCGGUGAAGGAAGAAAUCGACCAAUGGCUCAAGGUGCUCAACAACUACAACGUCACGGACUGGAUGAUCCUGCUGUUGGAAACGUUGGAUAUGAAGAAGUCGAAAAACAUACUCCCGCGCACGACCGUGCUCGACAAGAUACGGCUCGAUUUUGCAUCGAAGAACGGCGACCGCUGUCUGUCGGUGCUGAAUCCGGCCAAGUUUGAGAUGAAAGCAACGGAAUCGUUCCGCUGUCUGCUGCAGCGCAUUCGUCACCUGAUGCUGACCGGAUACAACAAAACCAUCGUAAAGUACGAGGAACUGAUUCGUACGAACCGGGAGAAUCGCAUACAGGAGAACUGGAGUUUUAUCGAUUACUUUGUCCUGCAGGAGCAGCUGGCGUUCGUGCUGGAAAUGCUCGGCCAGUACCCGGAGGCGCUGGUGCAGUACGACGAGCUGGAUGCAAUGUUCUCCCAAUUUAUCCUCAACACCGUGUUCGGGGAGAAGCAAAAGUGGCUGCACAUAUUCGAACAACCGCUGAACGCGUUCCACGGCAUAUCGCUGAAUGCGGCUAAAAUGCGUGAGACGCGCGAAAAGAUCAUCGCUGGCAACGUGACACUGCUCGAGUUCCGUUCGUAUCUGUUCGAGCGGCAGUGCGUUCUGUUGGAUGCGGCCGGAAAGCCGUGGGAAAUCGCUGAAAGGUUGCUUCCGUUCCUGUUUUCUACGCUGCGUGAAAUCGAAGCUCUUAAGCUGGACACACCCGAGGGAGCCAUGGCCUGCUGGGAGUUUGUGUGCGCUCUCGAGGUGCUUAACCUGUGCGACAAGGUGCAGGAAUCGAAGGAUAUCUACAAGUGCUCUCAAUUUUCGGCACCCAUCUGGAACCUGGCCAAAGAGAAACUGUACGGUCUCGGCAAACAGUGCGGGCUGCUGCCCGGGUUCGUGCCAACCUCCGAGCAGCUGCACACGGUUGUGCAUCUUUCGGCCGGUAUGGGCGAUAGCUUACCCGAGCUGGGUAACGGUGGGGCGGGUCGGCUCGAGCCGGAGCUUGGCACCAAACAGGCGACUCACUCACCCGCACGUAAGCCGAAAAAAUCGGCCACCGAUACGCUAAAGGAAGCGCUCGGUUCGAAUCAGGCAUUCAGGAAGCUUUACCUCGAGCUGAGCGAGUUGGCGAUCAGCACGUACAAGCACGUGUCCCGGUUGCGAUCGGCCCGAUUGGUGGGAUUGGACCUGGGAAACUUCUACAUCACCCUCAACGAACCGCAGAAAGCGGUCAACUUCUUCACGGACGUGUUGCGCGAACUGAAGACGGAAAAUUGGCACUACCUGGCCAGCCAAACGCUGCUCGAUCUGGCCUCGUGCUAUCGCAAGAUGGAGGACAACGUAAACUAUACGAAAACGUGCAGUGCGAUCGCUUGCUGUCCCGAUCUGGAGCUACUCGUGCGCACGUUCUAUUUCGACGAAUUUAGUAAAUCGCUAAGGACACUGCAGAACAUCCGCAAUAUCGAUAUAAAUGCGCUCAGCGUAAUCAAUACCCUGGAGGACCACUUCCGGGUGGUUUCCAUAGAGCUGGACAGUGUUUCGAUCGUGCAGGAUGACUUCAUCCUGGUGACGCUCGACCUAGAAAGUAACUUCCCCCGUGAGCUGAUCGCUGACCAGGUACUACUGUCCUUCGAAAUGAACGCCAAGCAAAGUCUCGACGCCACCCCGGCUGCGGUGGGUGUCCAAGGGACAAAAGAUGUUGGCGCACAGCUCCCCAUUAUACUCCAUCUCGACUACAAACAGGACAACACGCUAGCCGGAUCAUCGGUGGCGUGUGACAAUCGCACGAAGCAACCGGUCCGUCGGAGUAGCAGCACGCGGCGCAAGAUCUCCCCUACGCAGCGGUCGGACUUUACCCAUUGUCUAGCGAGCGAGCAGAGGCUCAUCCUGCAGCCCGGCCGUAACACGAUCACGCUGAAAGCCAAAGCCACGCGCGUGGGAACGUGGAGCUUCCGGCAGCUGUCGGUGCAGGUAGAAACGGUAGAAUUUCUCUCGGAAUCACUCUCGGUGAAGCUGUCCAACUUCGAAACCAUCACCAAAGCCUCCGUUGCGUCGUUGAACUUCGUCAAUCUGGUGGCCGGCGUUGAGCAAGCGGUUGAGCUGAUUAUCUCCGCUGGAAGUUUUCGCUUUCCGAAGGAUGCCACUGCCACGAUGCGCUGCUCGAAGAACCUCAAAAUGAGACUACCAGCCGGUGAGCAACGGGAGCAGCCGGCGUUCGAAAAGGAACUGAUUGUUCCGUUGCUGAAUUUUGCGCCGUUCGAAAAGCGCACGAUCGCACUCGAGGCGAUCUGUGAGCUGCCCGGCAAGCGGGAGGAACGUGCGAUCGAGCAAAAGGUAUCUCUGGCGGUGCCCUGGAGCCGGAACGAAAUUUCCAUCCCGCUGCACUUUAUGCCCGCCCUAAUUGCCUCCUGUCGGCUACACUCAUCCGGGGCCCGCAAGUUCCUGCAGGUCGUGCUGAAGGGUGUCAGCGACUAUCGGCUGAUGUUGCGCGAUGUGCGCAUGACGUGCGCCGCCGAGGGCGUCACCAUCAUCGACAUUAAUCCGCCCGAGCAGCAGGAAACGGUCAUGAGCAAAGCGCUCUCUAUUUCGUACCUGUACGAGUUCCAGGUGGAGGCACUUAAAGCGGAAGCGGAGCUGCCCCUGGUGCAGGUGGUGUUUCAAAUGCGCUUUGCCGACGCUGGGCUGCCAGAGGAACGACGCCACUACCUACCGUACAGCGUCACGUUCGACGUGAUGGACUACACGACCCUGUUUACGAUCUGCGCGAAGGUGGAACCGCAAGAGCUUUGCCGCGUGAACUCCGUCUGCCAUCUGAAUCUACGCAUCACCAAAGUACAUGACAAUCCGUACGGCGAUCUGAUGUACGAGGUGCUGGCCGACCAGAACAUGUGGGCCGUUGUUGGGCGUACGGCAGGUGUCAUUUCGAUGGAGGAGGUCGAAAGCCACAGCAUCACGCUGGAUGUACUGCCGCUAACCGCCGGCUUCCUACCCCUGCCCAACAUCCGCCUAUCGAAGUACAUCUCGGCGAACAAGUCGAAAAAUGACACCCACUCCCGGCUGCAGCCGUUCCCGCCCGGUCAGAUCUACAACUCGACCAAGAGCAUGCAAAUCCACGUCCUUGCCAGCACCAGCACCGACCAGCCCCAGUAAUAAUGGCCGAGUGGCCCACGUGCUUACGAUAUGAUCGGUGGCAGGAUGGUGUAUGAAAUACAAUUUGCGCAUCGUAUUGUUAUUAUAUUAAAAAGCUUCAACAUGACGCAUUCCAAA